Molecule: messenger RNA, 5245 nt
Organism: Podarcis lilfordi (Lilford's wall lizard)
Lineage: Eukaryota; Metazoa; Chordata; Lepidosauria; Squamata; Lacertidae
Source: the annotation of a GenBank genome assembly
AUGGGGGCCUCCGGCAGCCGCCUACCCCGAGACCUCCUGGGGGAAUACCAGGUACCCUCUCCCGCCUCAUCCCUUCGCUGGGCUGCCUUCGUCCGAGUAGGGGAGGGGACCUAUGGACGUCUUCGCUGGGCUCUCUAAACCUUUCUCGCUUGGCGGGGUGGGGGUGGAGCUGAGGGGCAGAAGUUGUGUGUGGGCGUCAACUUGCCCCCCUCCAGGGGGCUUCCCUCCAGAUGUGGCGGGACUCCAGCUCAUCCCUGUUGCCCGUAGAUGGUGCAGGCUUCUGGGAGGAGUCGGAGUCCAGCCACGUCUGGAGGGCAGCCCCGGGGCGCGGGGCAGACUGGUGAGGGGGGCAUGAUGGGACCCCUCCCCCCGCUCUUCUCCAGCAGACUAACCUUCUCUCCCUCCUUUCCACCCUGUCCCGCUUUCCUAGGAGCUGACUUUCUUGACCAAGCAAGAGAUCCUGCUGUGAGUAUAUCCCCCCUCCUUCGUGAGGCUCUUUCUAGGGUGCCUGGGUGUAAGCGGUGGGGAGACAGGCUUCCCAACGACCCUGCUAUUGCUGAGCAAGCUUGCCUGACUCCCAAGAGCAUUGCAGGGGGUUGGAGUAGAUGACCCUUGGUGUCCCUUUCCGCUCCGCUCUGCAGUUCUGAUUUUAAGGUAUUUCUACUGGCACAGGGAGGGGCUGGAGAUACUAGCAAGGGUUGAACUGGGUGUCCCACCACUGAGCUGCCAUGGCCCUCCCUCUCCCCUGGGAAUGCCAAGGUCCAGUCCCCUCACCCUGGCCUCAGCCCUGGGUUGACAGGCGGACUUUGCUCAAGGGUUCAGAGGCACCUGCAGUUUCACCUGGAGGGAUGUGGCGAUGACAGUGGGAAUUCCCCAAGCUGAGUGUGGGUAGAUAAGUGAGAUGAGGAGGAGGGCAUUGCCAGACAUAGGGCAGCACAGGGAAAACAUCCUCCCCCCCCCCCACCAAAGAGAGGAGGAGCUGGUGCUGCAGGGCUGAUGGAAAGCUGGCGCCAGCUGGGCAGGGCAUCCGUCCAGGGAGGAAGGAACUUGGCUGGCAUUGCCCGCUGUCUUCUCUUCCAGGGCCCACAAGCGAUUCAGUGAACUGCUGCCCAAGGAAGACCGGGAUCAGGCUUUCACCACAAGGAUCCCCAAGAGCAAGAUUUUGAUGCUGCCUGAACUGCGGGUAUGCUGGGAGGGGAGGGGAACACCGUUUGCCUCUCAGGAGAGGCCCUGGGCAAGGUCUGUACAGGAUACAUGUAUAUUGUUCUGUGACCCGUACAGAAGACUGCAGCUGGGUGCAUCCAAGAGCUGUGGCUGGGCUGCACAUCCCAUCUAUUUGCUAGUGAGCCCAACUCAUUGUUUUGUUUUUGAUAUGUAGAGCCCUAAAGGGCCCAGAGCCCACCUCUGAAGGCAGUCUUCUCCCUCCCUGUAUUGUCCAGCCUGUGAUUUGAGAUCUGCCAGGAUGGCCAUCUUGGGGGUACCAUCACAAAACAAGGUCCUGGGUGCUGGGACUCAGGAUAGGGCUUUCUCGGUGGUGGCACCCUGGUUGUGGAACAGUCACAGCUGGUGCCUUCCUCUAGGUCUUUUGAGUUUAGGCCUGUAUAGUGAAGAGGGAGCAUGAAGGGAGUGAUCUUUGUACUAUACCAUAAGCUGCAGAUUUUUGUCCCAAUUUUUGAUUGGAUUUAUGUAGUUUUUACUGUUGGGACCUGUCCUGAAAUCAUUUAUAAUGAAAGUUGGGAUGUAAGUAUUGCAAAUAAAUCUAAUCUCUGAUAAUUGGUUGUGUAGGCUGGAGAUGAUCACUGGGGGCAGGGGACAUCCAGCAUCACUUGGAGGGCCCAACACAUUUCUCCAUCCCUGCCAUGGGUAGAUCUGUAGGGCCAGUUUGCUGGGGUGCCUUUAGCCUUCUGUUCCUUUCCACCUGCACUGGCUUUGGAUAACACACUGGAGGAAGCUCCUUACAGUCCCCCCUCCCCUCUUUGUGCUUCCAGGCAAACCCCUUCCGGCACCGCAUUUGCCACGUCUUCUCUACCACGGAUGACAGGGAAGGCGGCCUGUCCUUUGAGGACUUUCUGGACAUGUUGAGCGUCUUCAGUGACUCUGCAACGCCAGAGAUCAAAUCGCAUUACGCCUUCCGCAUCUUUGGUGAGUUCCAGCCUGGUUGGGGCUUAGUCUGCGACAGAGAAAGCGGAAGCACUUUGUUGGGAGACUUUCUGUGAGUCGAGAGUGCAGCUGUACUCUCUUUGAAAGAGCUGAAAUGCAGAGCCGCGCGGGGAUACAGAUUGGCACACAGUGUGCAAAAGGAGCUUAUGGGAUUCAAAGUCUCAAGACAGGAUGGCGCUGGCUUCCCAGCAGCUUGGUCAAAGGAUUAGAAAAAAUUGAGGAUUGAUGGCUACCAGCAGGCAUGGGUGAAGGACCCUCUCUACAUCUGGAGGUGGCAUAUCUCCUUGCUUACCCCAUGUUAGGAAGGGGUCAGUUGGGAAGUGGCUUUUAUCUCCCUUGCCUGGGCACUGCUGGACUUGAUGAGCAAUGGGAAACCCUUCUGACCCAUCUACAGCAAUUAUUAAGUUUGUGGAUGACCAUAGCUGUCAACUUACAGAUUUGAAAAUAAGGGACCAGCAGCCAAAAUAAGGGACCUGCAGCCUCACCUGUUCCAGGCACUCCAGUCUUCCUGUCCUCCUGCAGUCUAGACAAACUCAUGCUGGUAGCUCUGAGAACACUGUCCAACCAACUUUGUAACCAGAGGUUCAACUGAAUAGAAUCUGAAUCACAUGCACCACAAGGCCUAUGCAGCCUCAACUUAAGAUGGCUCCCCAGCCUGGCUUUGCACUGCAAAGUUUGCAGCAGCACGUGCAACAAAAUGGCGUCCAGCAUUCAAAAAACCCCUCAGCUUGCAUUAACUAGCCACACACAAGGCAUGCAAGCUCCACCCCCCAGUCGUUCUUAGACGACUCCACAGUUGGAGCCUCCCUCCUCCCUGGCCGGCAGGGAGGGAGGGAGAGGAGCUGCUUCCUUUGAAAUUUAAGGGACAUCAUUUAAGGGACAUCCAUCAAUAAGGGACAGCAGUGGGACAUGGCGCUGGAAUAAGGGACUGUCCCUUCAAAUAAGGGACACUUGACAGCUAUGCGGAUGACACCACCAUAAUGGGUUUAAUAACAGGUGGAGACGAAUCAGCGUAUAGAGGGGAGGUCUAAAAAGUAUCUACAUGGUGCCUAGGGAACAACUUGCACCUUAAUAUCAGCAAGACAAAGGAGAUGGUGUUGGACUUUCGGAGGAAGAGAGGAUAACUAGCCCCGCUGUACAUCGGGGAGGGCUGUGUGGAGAGAAUCUCUUCCUUUAAAUUCCUAGGAGUUUAUCUCAGUGAAGACCUUACUUGGAAAAUAAAUACAACCCAGGUGGUUAAGAAAGGCCAACAGAGACUCCAUCUCCUCAGAGUCUUGCGGAAGAACAAUGUCAAUCAACAUCUGAUGAUCUCCUUCUACCGGUCAACAAUAGAAAGUGUCCUUUCAUACUGCAUCACGGUGUGGUAUGCUGGUUUGACAUCAUCUAAUAGGAAGUGCCUACAGAGGGUGGUGAAUACAGCACAAGAUAUUAUGGGCUGUCCCGUGAAUCCACUGGAUGAAAUAGCGGAAUAACGGUGCCUCAGGAGAGUGAGGAAAAUUCUUAGGGAUGAUUCACACCCUGGCCGGCACUUUCUUGAUCUCCAGCCCUCAGGCAGAAGAUAUAGAAGCAUGAUUAGUUGCACCAACAGGGUAAAGAACAGCUUCUAUCUGUGGGCUGUUAGGCUGCUGAAAGAAAAGAUAACAACAGGGCAACUGACUUUCGGGUUUGGUGUGUGUGUGUCAGUAAACGAGGGGAAUUAAGACUAAGAGCUGAGUGGGGGGUGCUCGUGUAAUCUCACUGUAUACAAGUUGUACAAGUGACAAUAAAGUAUUUCAAUUUCAAUUCAAUUUUCAAAUUCAAUUUGAAGUAGCCUGGGCUGGCCUUUGAGUCCCCAAGGAGCACUACUAAGGCUAUUAUGGUAUAUUAUGUCUCCACGGUCAGGCAGAGUAAUGCUUCUGAAUGCCAGUAUCUGGAAGCCACAAGAGGGGAAGAGGGCUCUUGUGCUUCGGUCCUGCUUGUGAGCUUCUGUUUGGGGCACCGGGUUGGCCACUGUGAGAACAGGAUGCUUGAAAAGAUGGGCCAUUAGCCUGAUGCAGCAGGUUGUUCUUAGGCUCCUGCCUGGGGAUACCUAGGUGGUCAUUUCCAUGGAGGCAGGAAGGUGGUCUCUGCCUCUUUGACCCCCACACCAGGGAUAUAUGAGAAUCCAUGUUCCUUCAGACUUGGUUGGAAUCCCAGCACGGCCAGUGGGUGAGGGAUUACCCAGAAACAUAUUGAGGGCCACAGGUUUGAUUUUGAGUUUGAUUUUGCAGACUUGGUUCUCCAGGACUGCCCUACACGGCAGGGCUGCUUCUUCCCCCCCUUGCUAUCCCUUACAGUAUCCUUUUGUCCCUUCUCAAAAGCAGAGCAGUGGAGAAAUCUAGAAUACCCCUCAGAGCUUUGCUGAACGUGGCCUGCUUCUUUCUUAGAAGCAAAGCAGGCCGCCCCACUCCAAAUAAAAGGACCCCCGGGAGCAGGCAAGUUUGGUAAGCUCAGCAAGUGCCAAUUAAUGGUCCGUUCUCCUCCCGCACCCCCAGAUUUUGAUGAUGAUGGAACUCUUGACAAGAAGGAUUUGGAGAACCUGGUGAAUUGCCUGACGGGGGAAGGUGAGGACAGCAGGCUGAGUGCCAUGGAGAUGGACCAGCUCAUCCAGAACGUGAGUACCAGCCAAGGUGGGGCUACUGCUGCUGGGGAACUGGGUUCGAGUUCUCACCUCUCUCCCUGGGUGGGGUGAAGAGGAAGGUCAGCCCAAUCUGGGAACUGCUGCUGCUCUUGCCCCACGAGGCUCCUUUGUUUCCAUCAGAUCUUGGAGGAGUCCGAUAUCGACAAAGAUGGGACCAUCAACCUCUCCGAGUUCCAGCACAUAAUUUCCCGCUCCCCAGACUUCACCAGGUACCUUCUGCCCUUCCCUUGCUUCACUUGGGGUUGGGCUUGCUCCCUGGUUGAUCAGCUAGCUCACAGCCAGGGGUGUGUGCAUGUGUGAAUGCUUCAGGAGCCUGCUCUGGGAGUAUUCUGCCUACGAGCUCCUGCGGUCCCAAGUUUGCAAAAUCAAACUCAUUAUUCCUCCUCUUCCCUUUUCUCUCCCAGUUCCUUCAAAAUUGUGCUCUGA